UAACCAUCUUUAGUAUCAAAUGGCAACGGGAAGGGGAGCUUCCCUCUUCUUCAUCUCCUUCCUCUCCUUCCUCUCCUUCCUCUUCUUAGUUUGUGUCAAUGGAAACCCAAAUUAUAGGGAUGCAUUGGCCAAAUCUAUACUCUUUUUUGAGGGUCAGAGGUCAGGGAGGCUCCCUAGAAACCAAGAAAUCACUUGGAGGUCCAACUCUGGUCUUUCUGAUGGUUCAUUAGCCCAUGUGGAUCUAACGGGAGGUUACUAUGAUGCUGGUGACAAUGUCAAAUUCAACUUUCCAAUGGCAUACACAACCACAAUGUUGUCAUGGAGCACGCUUGAGUACGGCAAACGCAUGGGAUCGCAGCUGCCAAAUGCUAGAGCUGCAAUUAGAUGGGCCACAGAUUACCUUCUCAAGUGUGCCACGGCCAGUCCAGGCAAACUUUAUGUAGGCGUUGGUGACCCAAAUGCUGAUCAUAAGUGCUGGGAACGCCCUGAGGAUAUGGACACGGUUCGCUCUGUUUAUUCUGUCUCUGCUAGCAAUCCUGGCUCAGAUGUUGCUGGAGAGACAGCAGCAGCUCUUGCAGCUGCAUCGAUGGUUUUCAGGAAAGUCGAUCCCAGUUACUCAAAGCUGCUCUUGAGAACAGCCAAGAAGGUAUUGCAGUUUGCGAUACAGUAUCGAGGUUCAUAUAGUGACUCACUUGGCUCGGCUGUGUGUCCCUUCUAUUGCUCAUACUCCGGCUACAAGGAUGAGUUACUCUGGGGUGCUUCAUGGCUUCUAAGAGCCACCAACGAUGUUACUUAUUUGAGUUUAUUGAAAUCCUUGGGAGCUGGUGACUCAACCGACAUAUUUAGCUGGGAUAACAAGUAUGCUGGUGCUUAUGUUCUUCUCGGAAGGAUGUCUCUUUUGAGCAGGGUAACAACCUAUGAUUCAUAUAGGCAAGAAGCUGAAGAUUUCAUGUGCAAAAUUUUACCAAAUUCUCCCUCUACAACUACACAAUACACAUCAGGGGGUUUGAUGUUCAAGCUAAGCGAGAGUAAUCUCCAAUAUGUGACAUCCAUAUCCUUCUUGCUUACUACAUAUGCAAAGUACAUGGCAGCUACUAGGCACACUUUCAACUGUGGCAACAUUUUGGUCACACCAAGCACUUUGAAAAGCCUAGCAAAGAGACAGGUGGACUACAUUCUUGGGGAGAACCCCAUGAAAAUGUCUUACAUGGUUGGGUUUGGAUCAGACUACCCAAGAAAAAUUCACCACAGAGGGUCUUCUUUGCCAUCAGUGUUAAGUCACCCACAGAGCAUUGGCUGUGAUGGCGGUUUUCAACCGUAUUACUAUUCAUCGAACGCUAACCCUAAUAUCUUAACCGGCGCCAUCGUGGGAGGACCAAAUCAAAAUGAUUUUUACUCGGACGAUCGUACUGAUUACAGCCAUUCGGAACCAGCCACGUAUAUUACUGCUGCCCUAGUUGGACCCUUGGCAUACUUGGCAGGGAGUUACAGUCAAUGAUGGAGUGGCUGCCUUGCUUACCCAUGGCAUUGACAUUUUAGAUUUGUUCUUUUUUUUUAACCUUUCAUCCCUGUUUCAAUCACAGCUAAGUUGUGCCACCCUCAUAUGAGAGAGGUUUGGAUUCUGAAUUAAGAUGUAGAACUGAGUCUUUGUGCACUCUCCAAGAAAAGGUGGAAGUGGUGUAUUUGAAUUAAGAAAUGUAUCUUGUUUGUUGAA
This is a messenger RNA of Telopea speciosissima, 1714 nucleotides long. RefSeq names its product endoglucanase 9-like. The coding region runs from base 20 to 1498 and encodes 492 amino acids. Gene Ontology annotation, molecular function: hydrolase activity, hydrolyzing O-glycosyl compounds. NCBI's taxonomy places the organism in Eukaryota, Viridiplantae, Streptophyta, Magnoliopsida, Proteales, Proteaceae. Gene Ontology annotation, biological process: carbohydrate metabolic process. The record is from RefSeq and is a predicted model, not a curated record. The transcript is spliced from 6 exons.